AUGUUGACGAUUACAACGUCGGACAACACAACCGUCUCCUCUACCUAUACUUCCGCCUCCAACUCUACCUCUACUUCUACCUCCAGCCCAGAGAGUGUGGACGUGGAGUGCAAGGAUCGCUCCUACCUGGACAACUGUCUCAAGAAGUUGCCUCCCAUCCUGGAGAAGUCUGAGAUGAAGGGGAUCCCCAGCUCCAAGACUGACGUCGACGCGUCCUGCAGUGCAUUCAAGAUAGGCAUGGGAUGCAUGGACACGUUUGCUAACACGUGUCUCUCCACAACAGACAGACAGACAUUAGAAGCUCAUGUCGCUGGUGCCAGACACACGUUCAAGUUCCUCUGUGAUGACCCUGUCUUCCAGUCUGAAUACCUGAAGUACACAUCUUGCUACAAGGCCAUCAGCAAGGACUGGGACAACUGCGCCAACAGGUUCGUCAGUCUUGUCAGAGAGGAGGUGGCGAGGAAGAGCUACACCAUGGAGUCUAGACUGCUGGAACUCUGCUGUGCAAGACACGGGUUCCUCAAGUGCGUGUACGUAGCUGCUCGGCUAAAGUGCAAGAAGGAGGAGGCUCUGUUCAUCAAGAAGAUCGCUGACACGUUGUCUAACAUGCGUGUGUACUCCAAGCACUGUCGCAACGUGGACGUGGCGUUUUGUGGAUCAGCUGAUCGUCCACUCCUGUCAGUGCUGCCUCUAUUGCUACUCUGGACAUUGACCUUGGUCAAGUGAACACGUUGUAACGUGGCGUUUUGUGGAUCAGCUGAUCGUCCACAUCUGUCAGUGCUGCCUCUACUGCUACUCUGGACAUUGGCCUUGGUUAAGUGAACAAGUUGUAACGUGGCGUUUUGUGGAUCAGCUGAUCGUCCACUUCUGUCAGUGCUGCCUCUACUGCUACUCUGGACAUUGGCCUCGGACAAGUGAACAAGUGAUAUCAUAACUUAUGUACAUCAUGUAAA
Macrosteles quadrilineatus (aster leafhopper) is the source of this 953-nucleotide messenger RNA. RefSeq lists its product as uncharacterized. NCBI's taxonomy places the organism in Eukaryota, Metazoa, Arthropoda, Insecta, Hemiptera, Cicadellidae. The record is from RefSeq and is a predicted model, not a curated record. The transcript has 4 exons. The coding region runs from base 1 to 726 and encodes 241 amino acids.